This is a messenger RNA of Daktulosphaira vitifoliae (grape phylloxera), 2224 nucleotides long. RefSeq names its product cytochrome P450 4C1-like. The transcript is spliced from 11 exons. Gene Ontology annotation, molecular function: oxidoreductase activity, acting on paired donors, with incorporation or reduction of molecular oxygen; heme binding; iron ion binding. Lineage: Eukaryota; Metazoa; Arthropoda; Insecta; Hemiptera; Phylloxeridae. The record is from RefSeq and is a predicted model, not a curated record. The coding region runs from base 153 to 1721 and encodes 522 amino acids.
UAGCAAUUCAAAAAAAUCUACUUUAUUUGAUUUUUUAAUUAGUCAUUUUAGUUUGCUGACAUAAACAUUUAUUCUAGAACAGUUUUUUUUUAAUAUUAAGUAUUAAAAACGCUAUUCUGUGAAAUUCAUUUUUCUGUCAAUACAACGUUGCAAUGACCGUGUUAACAGCACUAACAACAAAUUUUUACAAUUUAAAUACAAUUUUUUUGUUAUUAUUUAUCUUAUUAGUUUUUUUUUGUAUGAUUUAUUAUGUUCAUGAUGAUGAACAACAAAUUAUAAGAAAAAAUCAAUUAUCAAAGUUGCCAUGCAUUACGAAAAAUAUAUGGGAAAAUAUUGUAUUUUCAAUAAAAGUCGCUAGACUAACUCCUAGAGAGUAUAUUCCUUUCUUCUUUGAUUUAUUCAAAAAACAUGGCUCGAUUAUAUACUUUAGGAUAAUGAUGCGAAAUUAUGUUGCCCUUAAUAAUCCUAAUGAUAUAAUGGUUCUAUUAUCAAGCACGAAACAUAUCACCAAAGGACCCGAAUACAAACUACUCGAACCUUGGUUAAACCAAGGACUCUUAACAAGCUCAGGUAAUAAAUGGCGUUCGCGGAGGAAACUUUUGACUCAUACAUUUCAUUUCAAAAUAUUAGAAUCGUACAUUUCUAUAUUUAAUAAGCAUUCUCAAUCUUUAAUGAAAAAUCUUAUUAGUGCAUCAGAAAACCAUGGACCCAUAAAAGAUAUUAACUCUUUAGUUACACUUUGUGCAUUGGACAUAGUAUGUGAAACCAUAAUGGGUGUCAAUAUACAGUCACAAGAAGGAAAAUCAAAGGAUUAUGUAAAAGCUGUUAUAAGUGUAAGUAGCUUAUCAAUUGAUCGAAUAGCUAAAUUCUGGCUGUGGAAUGAAAAAAUUUUUAACCUUAGUAAAAAUGGAAGAGACUUUCAUAAAUCACUGAAAAUAUUGCAUGACUUUACUGAAAAUGUUAUAAAAGAAAAACGAGAAAAACUGGAUUCAAAAAAAAAUUUAGUCAAUGAAAAUGGGACAAAAAAAAUUUAUUCGUUUUUAGAGCUCUUAAUUGACGUUUCUAAAGAAAAUCCAGAUAUUAUGACUGAUAAAGAUAUUCGUGAAGAAGUUGAUACGUUUCUAUUUGAAGGGCACGAUACCUCGUCUAUUGUUUUAACAAUGACAUUAAUACACUUAGGAUUAAAUCAAUAUAUACAACAAAACGUUAGAGAUGAACUUAAUGCAAUUUUUGGGAAUAGUGAUCGAGAGGCUAGAUUAGAAGAUCUGAAAAGUAUGACUUACUUAGAAAGAGUUAUUAAAGAAACGAUGAGAUUGUAUCCUAGCGUGACUGCUAUCUCAAGAAAAUUAAAACAACCUCUUUACCUUGAAAAAUAUACAAUUCCUGCAAAUACCUAUAUAGCAAUUUCGCCACAUAUGCUACACCGUACUGAAUCAAUUUACCCAAAUCCAGAAGAAUUUAAUCCUGAUAGAUUUAUUCCAGACCAAUGCCUUGCACGACAUCCCUAUGCUUACAUACCAUUUAGCGCAGGGCCUAGGAAUUGUAUAGGUCAAAAAUUUGCGAUGAAUCAAAUUAAAUGUGUGGUAUCAACAAUUUUAAGGCAUAUUAAGUUAGAAACUCUAGGAUCACAAAAUGAUCUCAUAAUUAGUACUCGGUUAAUUAUGAAAGCUAAAGUACCAGAUUUAAAAAUAACAUCUUUAAAUAAUAAUAAUAAUUAUUAGUUUCAUAUUUAACGCAAAAGUAAUUUAUUUUGAAAAUGCAAAAAAAAAAUAUAUAUAUAUUUUAAACGUUUUUUGAAAUUAAAAUUUUUAAUAUGCAUAAUGAUGCUUAGUAUUUUUUAAUUGAUAAAUUUACUUUUUUCAUAGUAAAUUUCUUAAUUUCUUAUUUAUAUUUGUUGUAUAUAUGAAUGUAAGUAUUAUGUUAAUGUAUUUAACAAUAAUAAAUAAUUAAAUUAUGAGCUGAGGUUAAAAGAAUGGCCAGACUGCAAAAAUGAAUGCAAUGAUUGUGUUGAUAACUAAAUUAAUAUGAACAAUUACUAUUAUUAAAUUAUAAAAUACUUUUUAGCUUGUAAAAACAUUAUUUUUCAUUUUUUUACGUUGUUAACUUGUAUGUUAAAAAUUAUAGCUCUCAUUAUUUUAUGUUGUAAAAUUUGUUUGUUUAAGUUAAACUAAACAAUAUACAUUUAAUAUAUGUAUGUAAUACAUUUUAUUAAUAUAAUUCAUAG